Messenger RNA from Ectocarpus sp. CCAP 1310/34, 1506 nucleotides. The record is from the annotation of a GenBank genome assembly. NCBI's taxonomy places the organism in Eukaryota, Phaeophyceae, Ectocarpales, Ectocarpaceae.
AUGACGGUCAUGCAGAUUUGUUCCGCGACCGGCUGUGAUGUGAUAGGACUUCAGGAGACCCGACGAGCGGGGCAAGGUUCAAUUGCACACGACGGGUACGUGAUCAUUUGGAGUGGCGCCCGUGCUGGCACCAAGGACAAGAGGGGCGUACACGGUGUGGGCAUAGCGAUCAAGGAGGCCAUGUGGGAGCGUGUGGGCCAGGAAGGUAGGACGGUGGAGUGCAUUAGCCCGAGGCUGAUGAAGCUGCGUCUACAAAUUGGCCGCACCUGCGGAGUAACUUUCGUGGUGGGGUACGCCCCCACGGAAACUGUCCGCACCACCGCGGGCGGNCCGUGCUGGCACCAAGGACAAGAGGGGCGUACACGGUGUGGGCAUAGCGAUCAAGGAGGCCAUGUGGGAGAGUGUGGGCGAGGAAGGAGGCGAGACGGGUGCUGCGAUGCCAAGAUUAUGGGCGCGUACGGACGCGACAUUAUGAACAACAACGGGGAACGACUCCUUGAACUGGCAUCAGACAACCAACUCUCCCUGACCAACACCUACUUCCGGACACCGAAAGGUGGAGUGCAGCAUACAUUCCAGAGCUCCAACAAGGGGAAGGAGAAGUACCGCCUCGACUUCAUCCCCAUUCAUCAGGCGGACCGGCGUUUCGUGCGGAUCGAGGAACGCCCAACCACGGUCAGCGCCGCCGGCCACACGUACAAGCAGACAGAUCGGUUCGUGUACAUCGGACGUACCAUCUCCGCGGACGGGACACGAGCCGCAGCUGCCGAGCGCCGGAACAGUGCUUCGAUGUACGACAGGCGACGAGCCAAUCGCCAGCUCAAGAUCCGGCUACUCCAGGCUGAAGUGGUGAAGACUCUCCUGUAUGGGUGCACCUCGUGGAGCCUAACAGCGGAGCACUACACGAAGCUCAAUGGAACCCACCGCCAGUUCCUUACACGGUGCAUCGGCUGGAGCAAGCGGAAUCGCUCAGACCGCCCCCUGUCCUAUGCCCAGGCCCCAAUCCAGGCAGGCUGCGAGGAAAUCAUCGAGGCCAUUGUGCGCAAACGGAGACUGUGUUUCGCGGGCUUUGUUGUGCGCAUGGAGUACAACCGCCUCCCCAAGCGCAUGCUAUUGGGAGCGAUGGCGGGGGGCGUGGGAUACCGGGGCGGGCAGGAGAGCGACUGGGUGUCUCGCCUAGGAGAGGACCUCGUGGCCUUCAACAUGGGAGACGAAAAGGAAGGGGGGAAAUGGAAAGAGAGCGCCAAGGACCCGGAGGUGUGGUACAACAAGGUCGAGGACGGGGCGGCAUGGCUCAUGAGGAAAUGGCACAGGCAGGAGGCGGAAGCGUCCGCGAAGCGCCAGCGCGCGAGGGAAGCAGAAGCAGAGAGUACGGCCAUCUCAGGACCGAAGAGAAAGAGAGUCGGGGAUGCGGCGAUGGGGGGGAAGAAAAGGCGACCGGGCACUGCUGUAGAAGCGAGUAGGGCGGCCGAGGCAGCACUUGUGGCCAACUAUGUACCCGGCUGA